Messenger RNA from Fusarium falciforme, 9642 nucleotides. Its product is annotated as Vacuolar protein sorting-associated protein. NCBI's taxonomy places the organism in Eukaryota, Fungi, Ascomycota, Sordariomycetes, Hypocreales, Nectriaceae. The coding region runs from base 1 to 9642 and encodes 3213 amino acids. Gene Ontology annotation, biological process: protein targeting to vacuole; protein retention in Golgi apparatus; mitochondrion organization. Gene Ontology annotation, cellular component: extrinsic component of membrane. The transcript is spliced from 2 exons. The record is from RefSeq and is a predicted model, not a curated record.
AUGUUGGAAGGCCUCGUCGCCGGCCUGCUCAACCGCUUUCUGGGCAUGUACGUCAAGAACUUUGAUCCUGCCCAGCUCAAAGUCGGUAUCUGGUCGGGAGAUGUCAAACUACGAAACCUAGAGCUGCGCCGUGAGGCUCUCGACCAGCUCAAGCUUCCCAUCAAUGUCAUGGAAGGCCACCUCGGCGAGCUCACCCUCAUCAUCCCCUGGUCCAACCUGCGCGGCGCCCCCGUCAAGGUCUUUAUCGAAGACGUUUUUCUUUUGGCCAGCCCUAAGGAGGAGGCUGAAUACGAUGAAGAGGAGGAGGAGCGCAGAAAACAGCGACUCAAGAUGGAGAAGCUGGACAGCGCUGAGUUGCUCAAGGAGAGAAACCAGGAAGGCAUGAGCCAGGAGGAACAAAAGAAGAGCCAGAGCUUCACGCAGAGCCUUGUUACAAAGAUCGUCGACAACCUCCAGGUCACGGUCAAGAAUAUCCACAUUCGAUAUGAGGACUCCAUCUCAGCACCAGGACACCCAUUCGCCCUGGGCGUUACCCUCGAGGAGUUCAGCGCCGUCAGCACAGACGGCCAGUGGAAGCCCACCUUUAUCCAGGACUCGAGUUCCGUCACCCACAAGCUGGCUACUUUGGGCGCACUUGCUGUGUACUGGAAUACCGAUUCAACACUACUCGGAACUGGCCGUGAGGCCGCAACACCCUCCUCAGAGAUGCUCCCACACGAUGAGAUCGUUGAAAAAUUCAGGGAGAUGAUUGGAAAGGGCGCCGAGAAGAAUACCAGUCACCAAUUCAUUCUGAAGCCUGUCAAUGGACAAGCCAAGAUUGAGCUCGACAAAUCAGGCGACAUCAAGGUGCCCAAAUUCAAGGCGAACUUAUUGUUCGAAGAGAUUGGUCUUGUCCUAGAUGAUGACCAGUAUCGAGACGCCUUGAUGAUGGUAGACCUUUUCCACUACUUCAUUCGUCACCAAGAGUACAAGAAAUUGCAACCAAAGGGGGUCAGGCCCAAGGAAGACCCCCGUGCAUGGCUACAGUUUGCCGGCAAUGCGGUGUUAUCCAAGAUUCAUGAGCGCAACCGAAAGUGGUCUUGGGAUUAUUUCCGGGAGCGUCGUGAUGACAGGAAAAAAUACAUCGAGCUAUUCAAGAAGAGGAAACAAGGGCAACAGAUGUCUCCCGAGGACACUGAUGCAAUAAACUCCCUUGAGUGGAAACUGGGCUAUGAAGAUCUGCGAUUCUGGCGAUCUCUGGCCCGCAACCAGCUCAAAAAGGAAAAUGCUGAGGCUCUCAAGAAGCAACCACAACAACAGGAGCAACACCAACAAGGCUGGCUCUCGUGGGUGUGGGGCUCCAAACCCCGAGAGACGAUCGAGCAGAAUGAGGAGAACACACAGAUGACUGAGGAACAGCGACAGGAGCUUUAUGAGGCCAUCGAUUGGGACGAGAAGAAUGCUCUCGCAGAUGAGGUGGACGUACCGCGAGAAGCUAUCAAGAUGUGCAUUGAGACCUCCCUUAGCACUGGAAGUUUCACUCUCAAGAGAAACCCCCACGACAACGCAUCGGACUUGCUUAGUCUACACUUUGACGUAUUCAAGGCCAAGGCUCUUCAGCGAAAGGACUCUCUCCUUGCCAACGUCAGCCUUGGUGGCUUGCGUGUCAACGAUGGCACCACUCCUGACACACUCUACCCCGAGAUUGUGAGGGUCAAGGAUGCUCCUGAUGUCAAGCAGCGGCGAAGACUCUCGCUGGCCGAGCUCGAGAAUGCAGAGGAAGACCCUUUCUUCCAGUUCGAGGUCGAACAGAACCCGCUCGAACGCGAGGGCGACAUUGCUGUUGUUGGAAAGAUGAAGCCUCUCGAGGUCAUCUGGAACCCUAACUUUGUGGUCGGCAUUGCCGACUUUUUUAGACCCCCUGAGCGUCAUAUGGAGUCUAUCACCGCCCUCAUGGAGAGUGCUGGUGCCACUGUUGAGAGCAUUCGGGAACAGACUCGAGCUGGUCUUGAGUUUGCUCUUGAGGAACACAAGACCAUCAACGCCGAGCUGGAUCUUCAAGCACCCCUGAUUAUAGUGCCUGUCAGCAUUACUACAGAGGACUCGACUUGUCUGAUCGUUGAUGCUGGUCACAUUCAUGUCAACAGUCAGCUUGUCGACCAGGACACCAUGAAAGAGAUCCAGUCCAAACAAAAACAGUCGUACAGCGACGAAGAUCUCAAGCGGCUCGAAUCGGUCAUGUAUGACAAGUUCAUUGUCAAACUGACAUCGACUCAAGUUCUCAUUGGACCAUCCAUUGAGGAAACCAAAGCGCAGCUUGUUGACAAGGACGAUGAGGCCCGGCUUCACGUUGUCGAGCAGAUCAAUGUCGAUUUCACCGUCGAAACCUCGAUCCUCCCGAAGGCCCCCAACCUGACCAAGUUCAAGGUCUCAGGUCACUUGCCGAUGCUUCACGCCACUGUUUCGGACUCCAAGUAUAAGAACCUCAUGAGAAUCAUUGAUGUGGCGAUUCCCAAGUUUGGUGAACCAUCGCUACCUGAACCACAGUCGGAGGGACAAAAGGAGCAGUCUCGACCUCGACUCAAGAGCACGGCGUCUAAUCGUUCCCGAAGAAAGUCUCAUCGUGAAAGGCGGCAAUCCACGCCGUUCCCGUUCAUGGCCCAAACUGCUGUCGUGCUUGACGAUAUGGACGAAGAUGACGACAACUUUGAGGACGCGGACGAUGGAGGCGGUGUUGAGCAGCUUCGCAUUCAGCAAAGGAUCUUCGAGUUCAAGUUCAAGGUUGACACCCUGAAGGGUUCACUUUAUCGGAGUGACCCUGACCAACGAAAGCCCGAUUCUCUCCUGGUUGAACUGGUCGCUGAGCGGUUUGGCUUGGAGUUUUACACAAGACCUUACGACAUGGCAGCCGAGGUUUCACUUGGCUCAGUCACAGUGGAUGACUUUGUGGAUAACCCCCCUGACGAAUUCAAAUCCAUCAUCUCGUCGGGCGAUAGCGAUGAUCUCAAGGCAGGUCGAAGCCUGGUUCACGUCAAGUUUAUCAAGGUCAAUCCACUGUCGCCCGAGUUCAUGCCUGUCUAUGAGGGCGUCGAGACCAACGUAACCGCCAAGGUCUCGACAAUCAACCUGAUCGUCACCCGAAAGACUUUGUUGACGCUUCUGGAUUUCAUCCUCGUUACUUUCACCAAUAACGAUAGUCAGCAAGCUGGCCAACCAGGCGGCCCGCAGUCCCUCCUGGACAACUACGAUGAUGAUACAGCAAGCGUCGAUGUCUCUUUCAACACCACCCCUCCACCAAACUCUGGUUCUAUCCGGGUAAAGGUCGACCUCAAGAGUAUCAGGCUGAUCUUGAACAACGAUGGUAUUCGACUCGCCACGUUAUCAUUCAACAAGGCAGACGCUGGCAUCUUCCUCCGGGCCAACACGAUGCGCAUUUCUGCCCGACUCGGCGACCUCUCCCUUGUUGAUGACGUGAAUCUCGGCGUCUCGGAGGACUCCCAUCUUCGCCAGCUCGUGACUAUUCAGGGAGAUGACUUGGCCGACUUCCGUUAUGAAACUUUUGACGCCAACAAUUCCAAGACAUACCCAGGAUACGAUAGUUCCGUGUUCCUUCGCGCUGGUUCCGUCAAGCUCAACUUUGUGGAGGAGCCAUUCCGCAAGAUCAUUGACUUCUUGGUUAAGUUUGGCAAGAUGCAGGCCCUGUACAAUGCCGCACGCCAGGCUGCCAUGAACCAGGCCAACCAAAUGCAGCAAAGUCCCAGCCGCUUCAAGUUUGAUGUUGUGGUCAACACCCCCAUUGUUGUCUUCCCCCGCGUCGUGAAGCCGGGUCGACCUGAGAGAGACCUGAUCACAGCAUACCUGGGUGAGAUCUACGCCCAGAACAAGUUCGCACCUCUGGAUGACAGCGAGGACUCCGAAAUUGCGAUGAAGCUCUCGGCUGGUAUCCGCAAUAUCAGGCUCACCUCGGACUUCCAUUACGCGGAUGAUGUUUCCGAGGAGCUUGAGAUGAUCGACCACGUCGAUCUUGGGUUCAACAUCACCUAUGCUGAGCACAAGUCUGGAGUCAAGAGACCUGAGACAGAGAUUGAGGGAACCAUGUCUGAUUUCAAUCUGCGGCUUACCCAAUACCAAGUCAAGUUCCUCAUGGAAAUCUCCAAAUCAGUACCCGCAGCAUUUGCUGGCGAGGGCAACGAUAAUGAGGAAGAGGCGGCCAAGGCGGUGGACGAAGGGACCCUGCAGCGCGCCCGGACACUCAACACGGAAAUCGACUCUGGCGACGAUCAAACGCUGGUCGAUCUCGGUCCUGAACUCAGCUCCAUUGACCAGGCCUGGACGAAACUCGACCUCGUUUUCCGCAUUAACACGAUCGGACUGGAGCUGAUAAUGGCCGAAGAAGAUGCACCCGUCCACGACAUUGCAAAGUCAAGUCUGUCACGGUUCUCGCUCGACGAGACCAAGGUCAAGACGAGGAUGCUCUCAGAUGGCUCACUUGAAGCGGAGCUGCUCAUCCGGUCAUUUACCAUCUACGACAGCCGACCCCGAGAGACAAACAAAUUCCGUCGCAUCAUGUCAUCGAUGAAUAAGGAAGUGCAGCAGCUAAUGGCGAGUGUGACCAUGUCGGGUGGCAAGGAAAAGAGCCUGAUUGCUAUGGCCACCAUUGACAGCCCUCGAGUCAUCUUUGCACUCGACUAUCUGUUUGCUAUCCAAAAGUUUGCCGUGGAGGGUUUGACUGUCGAGGAGAGCAGCCCGAUGGAUUAUGAGAGCAUGGCUGAGACUACCCCCGAAGAGUCAGACACCGACUCUCUGCAAGUCACAUUUUCGGGAGAUAAUGCUUCACGGCCUCGAUCACAGCUUUCACGGCAGCAAAGCACCGACGUCGCUCAAGUCGAGGAAAAGAAGGAAGAGCCGUCGAUGAGCAUCGCUUUCCGAGUCAAUUUGGUCGAUGCGCAAGUCAUCCUCAUCGCGAACCCUCUGACCUCGAGCUCCGAGGCGAUUGUGCUUUCGAUCAGACAAAUGCUUCUUUCUCAGCAGCAUGUCCUGACCUUCCAGGUGUCUCAAAUUGGAAUGUUCUUGUGUCGGAUGGACAGAUUCGAGACGUCUCGUCUUCGAAUCAUCGAUGACUUCUCGAUCCAGCUCAGCAUGGACAGCUCCAAGCCUCUGUCCACCAGCAUCCAUGUGGAUGUUGAGCCUCUUGUGCUGCGACUAUCGCUCCGCGAUAUUCUUCUCGUGCUUCAAAUCGUCAGCAAAGCAGGAGAGCUAUCCGGAAAUGAACCAAAGCAGGCCAAGGAAACCCCUGCUGAACAGAAGGCCCGGGAGUUGCGCAACGCUGGCAUGAAGCAACGAUCUGCCAGUGGACGUGGACAGUCUACCAUCGCUGGUCGAACAAAGGCGACUGCAGCCAGCCAUGCUCCUAGCCACGCUGUUGAUUCCAAGGCAAAGCAGCAAGCUCAGCAAGUUGCCCAGCGAAGAUAUGAGGAGUUGUCGGCUACAGUAGAAGGCAUUCGUGUCGUUUUGAUUGGCGAUGUGCACGAACUUCCCAUUCUUGAUCUUGGCAUCAAGAAGUUCAGUGCGGCUGCUGAGAACUGGUCUUCGAACCUGAAAGCCGAAACUGCCAUGGACCUUUACUCCAACGUGUACAACUUUUCCAAGUCCAGCUGGGAGCCGCUCCUGGAGCCAUGGCAGGUGGGCUUUGGCGUGGCCAAGGAUACUGUCUCCGGUCUUCUUUCAGUCGAUGUUGCCUCCAAAAAGGUCUUCGACGUGACCAUCACCACGGCCACGAUUGCAUUGGCAUCCAAGUCGUUUGACUUCCUGACGACUGAGCAGGAUGUGCUGGACAAGCCCCGCGGAGUUGAAGCACCCUACCGCAUCCGAAACUACACUGGCUUUGAUGUCGUUGUCCACUCCAAGAGCCCAAUCAGCGAUGAGCCCAUCAACCUUCGCCUGGAGGACGGCAAGGAAGCACCGUGGAGCUUUGAGCAUUGGGAGAAGAUGCGAGAGAAUCUUCUCACUGAGUCAAACCAGAACUAUGUCAACAUCCAGCUCGAGGGCAGUGGGUUCGACCCUGUUAAGAACGUCCGACUCAAUCGGGAGGGUGAGUAUCUUUACAGCCUACGUCCCAAGACGGAUAACGUUCUGCAUCGACUGUGUGUUGAGGUGGAGCUGGGAACCGAGGACAACAUCAAAUACGUCACCUUCAGAUCUCCCCUACACGUUGAGAACGCAACACAGAUCCCGGUAGAAUUGGGUAUCUACGAUGCGCAGGAAGGCCAUCUGCUCAAGAUUGAGAAGAUUGCGCCUGGUGACUCUCGACCGGCCCCAGUUGGCGCUGUGUUUGAGAAGAGGGUUCUUGUUCGACCUGACGGUGGCUUUGGCUACCAGUGGAGCAACGACCAGCUGUUCUGGAGGGAUCUGCUCAAGCGACCUACGAAGCAGGUUGUGUGCAAGGGAGAGAAUGGAGAUCCGUUCUACUUCCAGGUCCAUGCACGCUUCGACAAGGCUAACCCGCUGACCAAGCAAUACCCGUACAUGAAGAUCAAGCUAUCAGCGCCGGUGACACUUGAGAACCUCUUGCCGUACGAUUUCAAGUACCGCAUCUACGACAAGAACACCAGAAAGGACUGGACCAACUUCCUGCGAAAGGGUGGUGUCAGCCCUGUUCAUGUUGUUGAGCUCUCCCACUUGCUGCUCCUCAGCAUCGACAUGCAGGACACAGUUUUCAAGGCGAGCGACUUUUCGAUCAUCAACCCUGGAAAUAAUGAGGACUUCCGCAAGGAAGGCAAGCUUGUUGUAAAGGAUGAUCAAGGACUACCUUUGAACCUGUCUCUGCACUACUUCAAGAUUCCCAACAGCGGUGGUGCGUUCAAGGUCACAGUCUACAGUCCCUAUGUUGUUCUGAACAAGACUGGCGUGGAUGUUCGAGUGCGCGCCAAGGGAUUCCUCCAGCAAGCAAAGCCGGCGGCGGGACAAUUCCCUCUCAUGGACACAUCGGAUCAGGAACGUCCCAAGGCGUUGCCCUUCAUGUUCUCUUAUGGAAGCGAUGAUCACCGCAACCGAGCACUCCUCAAGGUCGCGGAUUCUGAGUGGAGUAAGCCCCAGAGUUUUGACGCCAUUGGCAGUACUUCUGAAGUUGUCCUCAACUCGCCAAACAAGAACAAGGAGAUCCACGUGGGAAUCACGGUCAAGUCGGGUGAGGGCAAGUAUAAGUUGACCAAGGUUGUCACCCUCGCGCCACGAUUCGUGCUGCACAACAAGCUGGGCGAGGAGAUUCUUGUCAGGGAGUCGAGCUCGUCUGGAUACCUCACUCUUGGACAAGGAGCUCUCCAGCCCCUUCAUUUCAUGCAAAAGUCCAAGGUGAAGCAGCUGUGCCUCUGCUACCCUGGUGUCAACAACCACUGGACUUCGCCCUUCAAUAUUGCCGACAUUGGUACGACUCAUGUCAAGAUUGCGAAGGCUGGACAGCGGCAAUUCCUGGUCAGAGUGGAAAUUCUUAUGGAGGAUUCUACCGUCUUCUUGAACCUUAGCAUGGAGACCAAGAGCUGGCCAUUCUCUAUGCGCAACGAGAGUGACACCGAGUUCAUGUUCUGGCAAGCCAACCCCAACGUGGACGAAGAGGGUGUUGAGGAUCGCAGUGGUUGGAGACAGAUCCGGUACCGUCUACCGCCCAGGAGCAUCAUGCCCUACGCCUGGGACUUCCCCGCAGCCAAGUUCCGUGAGAUUAUCAUUUCAAUCAACGGUAAGGAGCGACAUGUCAAGCUGGCCGAGAUUGGAAACCAGAUUCCCAUGAAGUUUACGACUUCUACAGGGCAGCAGAAGAUCAUCGACAUCAAUGUUGCUGCAGAUGGACCGAAGCAGACCUUGAUCUUGAGCAACUUCCGCGCCAGCAAGAGCAUGUACAAGCCGAAGACGUUGUCUAGGACCAACACCGGCCCAGAAGCCUUCGAAGUCAAAGAUCAGGACACGGGGGCUACUUUCCGUGCUCAGCUCAAGCUUGCGGGUAUCGGUGUGUCUCUGGUAAACGCUCAGAUGAAAGAGCUCGCCUACUUGACCCUUCGAGAUGUCCAACUGCGCUACAGCGAGUCUCCACUGAUCCAAACCGUUUCGAUGGCGAUCAAGUGGAUUCAGAUCGACAAUCAGCUCUACGGUGGUCUCUUCCCGAUGAUCCUCUAUCCCAGUGUCGUACCCAAGAAGGCGCAAGAGGUGGAAGCUCAUCCAUCGCUGCACGCCAUGAUCAGCCGUGUCAAGGAUGACUCGUACGGUGUGCUAUACAUCAAGUACGCAACUAUUUUGCUUCAGCAGAUGACGGUUGAUCUAGACGAGGAUUUCGUCUUUGCUCUUCUUGACUUUACAAACGUUCCCGGUGCCAGCUGGACGAUGGUGGACGAUGAAGGCAAGCUGUGCGACGAGGAUCUUGACAUUCCCGAGCCGACACAACUGCAGGCUGGUCAAGACAUUUACUUUGAGGUGCUCAACAUCCAGCCGAUGCAACUUGACCUCAGCUUCAUGCGCACAGAACGAGUGAAUGCUGAGGACAAGGGUUCAUCGCGCAACCCUAUCAUGUUCUUCCUCAACGUCAUGACCAUGGCCAUCGGUAACGUCAACGAUGCGCCAAUCCGCUUCAAUGCCCUCAUCUUGGACAAUGUGCGGGUAACAACUGCAGUGCUCAUUCAGAAUUGCUCCAGUCACUACAGCCAAGAGGUCAUGUACCAGAUUCACAAGAUCUUGGGAUCUGCCGACUUUUUGGGCAACCCAGUGGGCCUCUUCAACAGCAUCUCAUCAGGUGUGACGGAUGUCUUCUACGAGCCGUACCAGGGCCUGAUCCUGUCGGAUAAACCAGAGGAGUUCGGGCUGGGCAUUGCAAAGGGCGCCGCUUCAUUCGCAAAGAAGACGGUGUUUGGCUUCAGUGACAGCUUCUCCAAGUUCACAGGCAGUCUAAGCAAGGGUCUUGCAGCGGCAUCGCUGGACAAGCAGUUCCAAGACCGGCGACGUAUCACAAGAGCGCGCAACAGGCCAAAGCACGCCUUGUACGGUGUUGCUGCGGGUGCUAACAGCUUCAUCACAAGCGUCGCAUCAGGCGUGGGCGGACUUGCGCGCAAGCCUCUGGAGGGUGCUGAGCAAGAGGGUGCGCUGGGCUUCUUCAAGGGUGUCGGCAAGGGCGUGAUCGGGUUGGCAACCAAGCCUGCUGUUGGCGUACUGGACAUGGCCAGCAACGUCAGCGAAGGCAUCCGCAACACAACAACAGUGUUUGACGGGCAAGAGUUGGAUCGCACGCGAUUCCCGCGCUUCAUCCCACAAGACGGCAUCGUGCGGCCGUACAACCCGCGGGAAGCUCUCGGGCAGUACUGGCUGAAGCAGGUGGACAACGGAAGAUACUUUGACGAGCAGUACAUUGGACACCUGGAGCUGCCCAAGGAGGACAUGGUGGUGAUGGUGACAUAUGCUCGGAUCCUAUUGAUCCGAUCCCGACGAUUGACUAGCGAGUGGGACGUGCCGCUCAAGGACAUCCAGACGAUCGCCAAGGAGCGGACGGGAGUGAGCCUUGCGCUGAGGGGAGGGGCUAAUGGACCGUUUAUCCCAAUCGGCGAAGGCAGCGAGAGAGGGUUCCUAUACAAGAUGGUUGGAGUGGCGGUGGAAGAGUUCAACAGAAGAUUCAGGAGCGGAGAGUAA